AUGGGCUCCGUCGCCGCGCCUGCCCCCUUCCACGUGCUGGACGAUGCUCGUCCCGACGACCGGUCGCUGCCGGCCUUCAUGGUGUCCACCACGCGCGGCUUCCUGCCGCGCAUGGACCCCGUCGUCACGCUGCCCCCGGAGUUCGCGGCCCUCGAGUCGCUGCUCCAGCGCAUGCCGGUCAAGACGCUGUCCGGCGAGCCGGGCCUGCUGGCCGGCAGCAAGCUGGGCGGCGUGGUGGACAGCGAGUUCCCGGACCUGACGGACCACAUGGAAAAGUACAAGCACGACCUGCCCGUCAUGAACGCCCUGUACCGCGACUACUCCUUCCUGGCGUCUGCGUACCUGCUGGAGCCUUGCCACGAGCGCUUCGUCCGGGGCGAGGAGUACGGGCUGGGCAGGCAGGUUCUGCCGAGGAACAUUGCGCGGCCGAUUGCUCGCUGUGCGGAAAUCGCCGGCUUCCUCCCCUUCAUGGAAUACGCCGGCUCCUACGCCCUGUACAACUACCGUCUCGAGGACCCCUCCCGCGGCCUCGAGUACGACAACCUCCGGCUCAUCCGCGCCUUUGAGCACGGCCUCGACCCAACCUCGUCCGAGGCCGGCUUCGUCCUCGUCCACAUCGACAUGGUCCGCAACUCGGGCCCCCUCGUCGCCGGCACCGUCAAGUGCCUCGACGUCGCCUCGCAGCUGUCCUCGCCGCUCGGCACCCCCGCCCAGCGCGCCGCCUUCAACCAGGGCCUCGGCGAGGUCCUCGCCGCCCUGGUCAAGAUCAACGCCGUCAUGGAGACCAUGUGGGCCAAGUCCCGGCCCACCGAGUACACCAGCUUCCGCACCUUCAUCUUCGGCAUCACCUCGCAGAGCAUGUUCCCCAACGGCGUCGUCUACGAGGGCCUCAACGACGGCGAGCCCCUGUCGUUCCGCGGCGAGAGCGGCGCCAACGACUCCAUGGUGCCCCUCAUGGACAACCUCCUGCAGGUGCCCAUGCCCGACACGCCGCUGACCGAGAUCCUGCGCGACUUCCGCAAGUACCGGCCCAGCAACCACAAGGACUUCCUGCAGCACGUCAAGCACGUCUCCGAGGCGCACGACGUGCGGGGCUUCGCGCUGGCCCUCGACAGGGCCAAGCCCGCCUCCGACGAGGAGAGGGACCUCGUGCGCGAGUCCCGCAGCCUGUGGCUGCAGAUCCUGGACCAGGUGCGCGACUUUCGCUGGCGGCACUGGUGCUUCGCCAGGGAGUACAUCCUCAAGAGGACCUCGCACCCCACGGCCACGGGCGGCAGCCCCAUCGUCACCUGGCUGCCCAACCAGCUCGAGGCGGUGCUGGCCGAGAUGGUCCACAUUGACGAGCUGGCCAGGCGGGACGACGAGCGCGGUCUCGGCAAGGUGUGCGAGCGGGUCAUGGAGGGCGCCCUGCGGCAGCGGGAUACCCUGCGGAAGGAGGUGGAAAAGUACUGCGCCGAGAGGGGUGUUGCCCGGCCGUGA
Ustilaginoidea virens is the source of this 1479-nucleotide messenger RNA. RefSeq lists its product as uncharacterized. Lineage: Eukaryota; Fungi; Ascomycota; Sordariomycetes; Hypocreales; Clavicipitaceae. The record is from RefSeq and is a predicted model, not a curated record. Gene Ontology annotation, molecular function: heme binding; metal ion binding. The coding region runs from base 1 to 1479 and encodes 492 amino acids. The transcript is spliced from 2 exons.